Messenger RNA from Spirodela intermedia, 4888 nucleotides. NCBI's taxonomy places the organism in Eukaryota, Viridiplantae, Streptophyta, Magnoliopsida, Alismatales, Araceae. The record is from the annotation of a GenBank genome assembly.
AUGGCGAUGGCGGCGAGGAGGGGGGCGACGGCGAACAGGGGGCAGCUGGUGGGGAUCCUCAGGGGGUUCUCAAGCUCCUCGUCGGUGGUAGAUUCCUGGCAGAAGAACAAGGAGGGGAUUGCGGGGGGGAAGCCCCUCAAUCUCUUCUCCGCCAUCAACCAGGCACUCCAUAUCGCCCUGGAAACCGAUUCCCGGUGAGCUUGCUGUCAUGAAAUUCUCCCAUACAGUGCUUCAACCCGUAUUUCGUCUCUGGAAUUGUUUGAUCCACUUCUUUUCUCCUUGGACAUGGAAUGUGAUUUUAUCUCGGAAAAUAAUGACACGCUUGGAGGAUGGCGCCAAUGGGAGAGGGUCUGUUAAAACUUUUGGGAUCUGGAGAGCAGAUUGUCAAACUACGUCCUAUGUAAUUCACUAAAUGUUAUCAGUGCGUGGUAAAUGAUAAAAUUAAACAAAAUACGUAUAUAACAAAAAAAUACGUAUUGAAGUAUCCGGGAAUAGUACUAACCGACGCGGAAUUUAAUUUCCUGGGCGUUUCUGGCUUCAUCUUAUUAGGCCAAGGACAGUGACGGAGCAGAGCUGGGUUUAUUAGUUUUUAAUUAUUUUAACCACCUUCCACUGAAAGAGUGUAGAUUUUCAUCCAGUUUAACUCAUUUUUCGCGUACCUUAUAAGUAGCGCUCACCUAAAUUUCUCUUCAGCUUUUCCGUGGCCUUAUAAACAACCUGCUCCCAUCUUCCGCUCUCUGCUUUACUGUAUUGUUAGUAAGUGGAGUAUACAUCCGUUAAGCUUCUUAAAGAGGGAGGCUUUGCAGUGCGUAUGUAUUUGGUGAGGACGUGAGUUUUGGCGGGGUCUUUCGCUGCACUACAGGCUUGGUGGAAAGAUUUGGCAGGAAGAGGGUUUUCAACACCCCCUUAUGUGAACAGGUAAUUUACUCCUUUCUUCUUGUUAUAUGCUUAUUAUGUUAGUAUUUCCUCUUAUUAAUUUAAGAGGGAGAGAAACCAAACAUUGGCUGGGAUUUAAUCGCUGUAGUUUUUUUAGGUUAAUGCAUGAAGGAUAUGCUCAAACUUACUGCUCCCAUGAAAUAUAUUGAUCCAGGUUAAUUGAUUUUUAUGAUCAUCAUUUAUAAUCAAAUCGGUAACGAGAGUAAAUCUAAUUCAAUUAUCUCAUUUAUCAGUUCAUCACCAUAAUUAAUCUCAGUUCUAGCAUGAAAUAUUUUGAUACAGCCUGACUCUCUAUUGUCAUUUUAUUACUGAUAUAAAUUCAGGGAAUUGCGGGGUUUGCUGUUGGUCUGGCUGCAAUGGUGAGGAUCUUACACUGCAGUAUGACUGACUCUUUCUAUGUUUUUGACGAAGAGAGAGUGUUUUCUCUUUCUGUUGGUGAUUCAUGGACCUGUGUUUUUAUUUUUUUUGUGGCAGGGAAAUCGAGCAAUUGCUGAGAUUCAGUUCGCAGAUUACAUUUACCCUGCGUUUGAUCAGGCACGUUCUUUCCUUUUUCAUAUUACAAGUCUCUUGCAUCCACUAUUUCUGUUUGCGUUCCCUUCUUUUAGUAUGCACUUCCUCUUACAAUUAUUCCUGUAAUUAUUUGCAUGUUAUCAUGGGAUAUGAAAAUAUAUACGUAGCUAAGCUAUAGCAUCCGUAUAUUGCUGAGAAAUUUCUCAUUUUAAAUCUAUUCAGAUAUGAUUUGAUGACAUGGAUUAUGUUAUUUUCCAGUCUGAUAAAUUAUCUCAGCGGAAUACCGUAUAUUCUUGAAUGUUUCAAUUUUUUUCUCUGGUGCAUUUGUUGUUCAGAGGGGUGGCAUUAAUUUUUUUUCAUUCGGGUGGUGGAGUGAGUACCUUGGAAACUUGUUAACCUCCAAAAACUAAAAUAUAUCGAGUGAUCUUGAAAGGUUUGAAAUAUUCCUCUGAUCUGUCAGUUCUGAAGUGAGUCGAUGAAUUGCCAAUGGAAUUUGGGAUUUAUUGUCUGCUUCUGUAGUUGCUACCUCUUAGUCAUCUCUUGAAAGCUUUUCGAAAAGAAAAAUAGUCUGAAAUGUGCUUGGUCUACCGGAGAGGCAUGUCUUUUAUGACCUUUGCUAAAAUCAGAGGAAAAGCUGAGGGAAACGAAAGAAGAAUAAUAUAUCAUUACUUUCUCCUCCCUCAAUGCUGUAUCCUCAAGAAAAACCAAUAAAAUAAUAUUUUUUUCUACAUAUUUUACUUUUUCGUAGAAAAAUAUAUCAGCCUAGCGGGCCUUUCCCUCUUGAACCGGCUAACUUGCCUCUGCGCAUAGAAGAGUCAUGUGUAGUAUCAGGCUAGCAUAAAAAUCAUUGUCCAUCUCUUCUGAUAUCCCCCAGGAAUACACAAAAGCUGUAAUCACGAAACUAUGGUUUUUCUUGGAGAACUUUCUUGGUUGUCGUUGACUUUCAAAGCUCUGAGUGCACUUGUUAUUGAAUAUUUGAUAAAUUUUUAAUACAAAUGUCUUCUUUUAAUAUUCGCCUUCCAUGGGUCCACAGAGAUUUCUAUGUUAUUUAUACUUAUUAUUCACCUUAAUAUAUGUAUGUUAGAUGUAUUUCCUUCAUUGCUCAAUAUAACAGAUGGUAAUCUCGGGCAGCCAAGGAGUAUAAGGAAAUAUAGACGAUUUUUUAAUAGGAAAAUGAAUAAUUUAUGCAAGAGCAAACGGCAGUGCACUUCAUUGAAUAAUAAUCUUUUUAAUUAAAAAUGAGACUACCUCCCCAUUCUUUAGAACAGUUCAUUCCAUCGUUACAUUAUUAUCUUAACACUGAGUUGUUCAACAUUGAAGGAGUCGACUUUUUGGCAAGGAAUAGAAGCUUUAUGAUCAUCAUUUUCUCAUCCGACCAUGGUUUUCCUGCUGUGCAGAUUGUUAACGAGGCAGCAAAAUUCAGAUACCGAAGUGGGAACGAAUUCAACUGCGGAGGUGUGCUUUGUGUUCUUGCAGCUUAAUUAUCUAUGCCCAUUCUGUCAUCGUGGAUUAAUGAUUUUAAUUUUAAUUUUAAAUUUUUUAGGUAUCACAAUUAGGACCCCUUAUGGAGCUGUUGGCCAUGGUGGGCAUUAUCACUCACAAUCCCCGGAGGCGUUCUUCUGCCAUGUUCCUGGGCUCAAGGUCAGAGUCAACCUUAUAUCUUCAGAAUUUUUUCUUUUGACUUCUCUCUCUAGGAUGUGGUUAAUCAUCAACACAUCCAGUGAAUGAAAUCAGAGCUUUAAGUAUCCUUCGACUUACCAUCAUCGCGGUGAUUGACGAAUUUGAUCAAUCUUUCAUGCCACUAAUGGAAACACAGGUCGUCAUCCCCCGGAGCCCCAGUGAGGCGAAGGGACUGCUGCUGGCGUGCAUAAGAGAUCCCAACCCUGUCAUAUUUUUCGAGCCCAAGGUGGGAACUUUUCAUCAACCUCUACUAAAAGUCAACCCCCGAGUCCCUCUUUCACCAUGAUUUUCGUGGCUCCCUCUGCAGUGGCUCUACCGGCUGGCCGUCGAGGAGGUCCCUGACCACGACUACAUGCUUCCCCUAUCUCAAGCCGAAGUAACUGAAUGAAUAAAUAAAUAAAUGAUUAUUUACUUAUUUAUUUCCUUGGUUAGGAAUUGGGUAUUUGUCAUAUCCUCUGAUCAGGUGAUGCGGGAAGGAACAGAUAUAACGCUCGUCGGCUGGGGGGCUCAGCUCCUGGUGAUGGAGCAAGCUUGUGAGAUUGCAGAAAAGGUGGCUUUUUCUCAUCGAGAUUCUGGUCAAGAUUGUCAUUAAAUUCGCCAAACUUUGGUUGUGGGGGCGAAAUCAGCAAAGAUUAUAUGGUAUGAUUAUAUAUAAUCUAUUGGGACAACUGCAGGAAGGGAUCUCCUGUGAGCUUAUCGACCUGAAGACGCUGAUUCCAUGGGACAAGGAGGCCGUCGAGGUCUCUGUGAACAAGACCGGGCGACUGCUGGUGAGUGGGCCCUUCAUGGAGUUGUUGCAGAUUCUGAGGUUUCGGUGGGUUGACUUCUGUGGGGGUUGACUGGCGGCAGGUCAGCCAUGAAGCUCCAGUGACUGGAGGGUUUGGCGCGGAAAUUGCUGCUUCUGUGGUUGAAAACUGCUUCCUGAGGGUAAUCUCUUGCCCCCAUCUUCUCUUGGUUUUCGGUUCAUUUAUUUAUUUAUUAAUUAUUACUAUUAUUGUUAUUAUUUGCUGUCGCAGCUGGAAGCACCGGUGGCGAGAGUUUGCGGGCUUGAUACACCGUUCCCUCUUGUUUAUGAGCCCUUCUACUUGCCAACGAAGAACAAGGUGCCUCUCUCUCUCUCCCCCUCUCUGCACCCCAUCCCUUGGUUUCUUCCUCUAUCUGUCCUACGCCUUUCUGUCUUAUCAACGAAGCCUUCAACUUCUCAGUAGAGAACAAGCUCUCUCUCACUCUCUUUCCCUCCUCUGUCAUACCCAUUUCCUUCUGGUUCAUGAACUAUUCGACUCGUUAACAAAGAACAAGAUCCCCCCCUCUCCCUCCCUCUCUCUCUGUUUCUAUGUUUCUCUCUCUCUUUUCCUCUCUCCGUCCCUCUCUCUCUGUUUCUUUGUUUCUCUCUCUCUCUCUCUCCCUCCCUCCUCUGUCAUACCCAUUUCCUUCUGGUUCAUGAACUAUUCGACUCGUCAAGAAAGAACAAGAUCCCUCCCUCUCCCUCUCUCUCUCUCUGUUUCUAUGUUUCUCUCUCUCUUUUCCUCUCUCUCUCUCUCUCUCCCUCCCUCCUCUGUCAUACCCAUUUCCUUCUGGUUAUGAACUAUUCGACUCGUCAAGAAAGAACAAAGUCCCCCUUCUCUCUCUCUAUCUCUCUCUGUCUGUAUCUCUCCAUCUCUCCCGAUCUCUCUCUGUUUCUCUCUCUCCACUGUUAACCAAGCGUGUGCCGUCGAUUCACCUGCAGAUUGUAGAUGCAAUCAAAGCGACGGUGAAUUACUGA